AAAAUGAUGAGGAUCGAUAUGGAUGGCAAUAGGCAAUCGGCGCAGGAGGGCAUGAGGGCUGACCUUUUGCCGUCCCAUACCCUUUGAUCCUUACGAUAUACCAUAUUCCAUUUCUCUGAAUACUCUGGUCACUUAUAAUACCUCAUAGCUCAAUAGUUUUUUCCACGGCGAUACCUCCCAUCCCAUCUCUCUCCCUGCCUGACCAGGUCUGCGCCAAGAAUGUCCGCCGCGCAAUAUUACAACGGCCAGAGCGGCCAGAAGGGAUAUCAGGAAAUGCCCAACGGAGGAGGGUACAACAACUAUGGCCAGCAACAGCAACAGGGACAACAGUACUAUGCUCCUCCUCCUCAGAAUUACCCGCAGAAUGGCCAGCAGUACAUGCCCCCUAACAACAACUCGGUACCGCCCGUAGCCGCCAUGCAUUCCUCUCAACCUUACGCCGAACCUCAGUACGCUGCCAACAUGAACCCGGACAUCGCAGGAAAGGCCAACCCGGCUCAGGCGGAAGGGAGGUUCAAGCCCAAUAAGAAACUCAACGAUCCGAUCUUCUUGAUCCUCUUCCUCGCCGUGUUCGCGGGGAUGAUCGUCGUAGCUGCAUUGGCUAUCAGGCAGUUUGUCAAGUAUAACGGAGGGAAUGGAGGGUUUGGCGAUGGAAGUGAGGGUGGGACGGGAAUCUCGACGUCGUUGAACUACCAUACCGUCUACCUCCUUAUCAUGGCCGCCGCCCUCGCCCUCGUCCUCUCUGCCGUAUACCUGCUCAUCGUCAGGACUUUCACAAAAGCUCUUAUCGAGAUCACGCUCGCCUUGUCCGUCUUGCUCAAUAUUGGAGUUUGCGUAUACUACUUCACUCAAAAGUACUGGUCUGGAGCGAUCAUCUUUCUGGUCAUCUCGAUCGUCAGCAUACUAUCCUAUUUUUUCAUGCGCAAGCGAAUCCCUCUGGCGAGGAUCAUGCUCCAGACGAUCAUCGACGUCAGCAAGCAUCACCCCUCGGUCUACGCCGUAGUCAUGAUCAGCUUGAUCGUGCAGACGGCCUUUAGCGUAUUUUACAGCUUUGCUGCGAUCGCUGUCUAUGUUACGUGGACGCCGGGUAACCCUUCUUGUGCGACCAACUCGUGCUCGAGCGGAAAGGUCGCCGGGUUGAUCUUUUACCUGACCUUUGCCUAUAUUUGGGUCAGCCAGGUCAUCGCCGCCGUCACCUUGAUGACCCUCGCUGGAGGUGUUUACGGACAAUGGUACUACAACGGUCCCAACGCUCCCCAACUCAAGGGCGCCAACUCCAAGGCCUUUGGAAGGGCUGCGACCACUUCGCUCGGAUCGGUCGCUUUCGGGUCUCUGAUCGUUACCGUCUUGGAGAUUCUGAAGCAGCUGUUGAACGUUAUUAGCCGCCAGGAGGCUGCGGAGGGAGAUGCUAUCAGCGCCAUCUUUGCGUGUAUCGCGGCUUGCUGUGUUUCGUGUGUCAGCUCGCUGGUCCAAUACUUCAACAAAUACGCAUACAUUGAGAUUGCUCUGUACGGGAAGAGCUAUAUACCCGCCGCCAAGGACGCAUGGAGGCUGCUCAAGCACCGAGGCAUCGACGCGCUGGUCAAUGACAACUUGAUCUCGAUUACCUUGACUUUCGGUGCUUACAUCGUCGGUCUUCUGACGGCUCUGUUUGCCUACUUGUACUUGCGCUACACGGAUCCGGCUUACAAUAGGAACGGAGAAUAUACAGCACCUGUCAUGCUCUUCGCUGCCCUUAUCGGCAUCAACGCGGCUUUGGCUCUGGCAUCGGCUAUCGAAUCGGGCGUAUCCACCAUCUUUGUCGGUCUGGGAGAAGAUCCAUACGUCUUGCAAGAGCGAUCCCCUGGUCUGUUCGAGGAGAUUCGACAGAACUACCCCCAGGUCGUUCAGCCCAUCGGACCUUAGGCAAUCGGGAACUGUGUCUCCCUCGAAUUAUCUUGACGCUUAUAAUUACCAUGUAGUCAAUGAUUUAGGAUUCAAUGGUCAUUUAAUGGCGACGUUUGCUAGUG
Molecule: messenger RNA, 2009 nt
Organism: Filobasidium floriforme
Lineage: Eukaryota; Fungi; Basidiomycota; Tremellomycetes; Filobasidiales; Filobasidiaceae
Product: integral to plasma membrane protein
Exons: 19
Coding region: 220-1905 (561 amino acids)
Biological process (GO): transmembrane transport
Cellular component (GO): plasma membrane
Molecular function (GO): transmembrane transporter activity
Source: RefSeq, a predicted model, not a curated record